AUGCACCGGUUCGCGCCGCCAGCGGACGUAGCCGCGCUGCAUGCUGGGAGGCGUAGUCUCCUCGGGGCGGACCCUGGGGUGAGGGGAGAUGAGGUCGUGGUCACCUUCCGUUCUGUGCAAGUAGUAGUUCUUCGUCGUACAGUGAUCUCAAAACAACAUAGGUUGCGGCAAGGAUGCAGGAUGCUGAGGCCGCUCAGCACCGUCGCGGAAAACCUGAGCUUUGUCAUCGGCGCGCCCUGCCUAACCGUGAGCUGCCGAGACGCGGAAAAAGGAACCUGUUCGUCGCUUAAUCCUUUCCAGCUGUUCCAGACUUAG
Molecule: messenger RNA, 315 nt
Organism: Rangifer tarandus platyrhynchus (Svalbard reindeer)
Lineage: Eukaryota; Metazoa; Chordata; Mammalia; Artiodactyla; Cervidae
Source: the annotation of a GenBank genome assembly